CCAUGCCUCACCGAUAGUCUUCUUCGUAGUCAAGAGCUCUUUGGUUUUGUUUACAAAUAAAUCUAAUCUCGAACACAGCACCAUCAUUCGUCAUUCGAACUUCCAAGCUGGUUGUCGCAUUUUAUAUACGUUGCCGAGUAUUUGGGUUACCAACUAUUCAAAGCCCUUUUGAGGGCUUCUUUCGUUCGCGUGUGUUAUUCGUUCGUGAUUUGCUCUUAAACAAACACAUUGUUGAACCCAAAGAACUAAUAAAGUUCCUGCUCUUUACCUUUAAUUUUACUAUCGUAUUUUUGUGUAUCUAUCCUGAUAGCAGUUAAUUGUCUGUGUUUAACACUUGCCAAUGGAAAUGUUGAGCUGCUGUAUGGACUCGUGCGAAUUCAAAAACUUAACUUCUGAUCAGAAUGUUCAGUGCUGGCUAUGUGACAGAUAUGCUCAUUUUAAAUGCGCGGGUAUAUCUGAACGUGAUUUGAAAAAUGGUUUGAAAUGGUCCUGCAAAGACUGCAGAUUGAUUAAAUCUCAAAUGGGAACGUUUAUUAGACAAACCCGUAUGGAAAUUAAUGAGCUCUUUAGAGAAUUCCGAGUCAUUCAUGACAAGUGUUUGCAGUUGGAAUCAGCCUUUGCUUCUCUUAAGAUGCUAUGUGAUCCCGCGUUUAAAUCAGAGCCCCCUGGAAACACAAAUUCCAGUGAUGAAGACUAUUGUACUAUUGUUGAAAAUAACAUUUCUGAAGGGGAACCUAAAACUGCGGAAAUUUGGGAUCUUGACCGGCAUAUUCCUGCAAUUUUACCGGUUCAUUCAGUGAGAAAAAAGCCCUCCACCGCUUUACCUCUUCCAGAAAUUCUAACAGCAGUUCCUCCAAUGAAGGCUGUGUUCGUGUCUAGGCUUAUUCCAUCAACUACUGAAGAUGCCCUUAAACAUUACGUAGUUACCAAACUUUCGUAUCCCUAUCCCGAUGAGAUACACAUCAGAAAAAUUUAUAAUAAACAAAAGCGAAAGAUUUCAUCGUUUAAAAUCCUGCUACCUGAUCCGCUUUUUAGCCAGAUUUUAAAUCCUGGAUUUUGGCCUGAACAUAUUGUUGUACAUGAGUUCAUAAAAAAAAAUGAAUCAACCGGUUUUGAUGUUAAAAAUGUAUGAUUAAAAAUGUUAUUCCUUAAAAAUUUAAUAAAAAUAUAAACAAAAAUAAGAUA
This is a messenger RNA of Drosophila gunungcola (fruit fly), 1185 nucleotides long. RefSeq lists its product as uncharacterized. The transcript has a single exon. The coding region runs from base 341 to 1132 and encodes 263 amino acids. NCBI's taxonomy places the organism in Eukaryota, Metazoa, Arthropoda, Insecta, Diptera, Drosophilidae. The record is from RefSeq and is a predicted model, not a curated record.